Molecule: messenger RNA, 357 nt
Organism: Dracunculus medinensis (Guinea worm)
Lineage: Eukaryota; Metazoa; Nematoda; Chromadorea; Rhabditida; Dracunculidae
Source: the annotation of a GenBank genome assembly
AUGAUGUUAAUUGAGCGAACAGCAAUUGAAAUGUUACCAUUAAGAGAAGUUAUUUCAAUAAUGAUUUUGGUAUUAUCAUCCGGAUUUAUCAUAUUUGGUGGCGCUGUUCCAUACGUUUUUCAAUAUAUGGAAAUUGUUGAACGAAAAAAUUCGCAAGGAUUCUCGUUACUUGUUUGUCUUUCGUUAUGCAUCGCUAAUAUUCUUCGAAUACUUUUUUGGGUUGGAAAAAGAUUUGAUUUGGCAUUAUUAGCACAAAGUAUCGUUAUGUUUAGCUGUAUGGUUCUUAUGCUAGAAGUAUCAGUACGAAUGAACCGAAGAAUCCUUCAUAAAUCCCAAUACAAAUCGAUUUGGCGUUAG